AGGCCGAAGUGAUGCCGCGGAGGACCAUCAAUCUAGCGAAUCAAACCCCACACCAUAACUGUACACAGUUUAGGUCGCCUUCACUGACACCCGCAAAAGGGUUCGUUGGAGGCCCCACGGACGGCUCUACUACAACUUGGCGCGUCGGUGUGGUUCUUCCACCACCAGAGACCUCUGUUAAGGUUGCCAAGCCGCCGGUUUCCGGCCUCUGUGGCUUCGAUACGGCAGCCUUCACAACCUCAUACCGCAGAUUUAGUGGGGAAUCACGAAAUAAUGAGAAACAAAUAUUAAGCUGCCGUUUCGCAAAAAAGAAAAUGGAUUCGCACCCCAGCGAUCAAUCCAUCGUUCAAUCCAUUCCUUCUCAAUCCCUCUGAGAAGUGCUCGCACCACGAUCCAAGCACAAUGGCUUCCCCAGUUGUCGUUGCAACAAUUCAAGCCGCCAUCUUGAGCGCGACGUCCAAUGUCUUGGCUCAGGCCAUAACGUCCUACAGAAACGACGCACCUUUUACGCUGGACGUCAAUGCCUUGCUUCCCUUCGUCAUAUUUACUAUCAUCUCUACUCCGCCGAACUUCCUCUGGCUGGGUUACCUAGAGCAGAAGCUCCCCAGCACUACACCAGCUGCCACUGAAACCGCCAAGGGCAAGGAGAAGGAGGGAAAGGAAGUGCAAUCGCGUCUCAACUUGGGAAAUGCGCUCAAGAAGCUCUUGAUUGAUCAGAUCAUUGCCGGCACAUUGAACAAUAUCGCAUUCAUAGCAUUUCUCGCAGCUGCCAAGGGAGCGACCACCCCUGAGGUGAUCGAGGCCGUUCGUCAGGGAUUCCCUCCGCUUUUCUUGGCUAGCUUGAAACUCUGGCCUAUGGUGUCCUUGAUCUCGUUUACCGUCGUGCCGGCUGAUAAGAGAGUCUUGUUCCUUAGCUCUAUCGGUCUCGGCUGGGGUGUUUUCUUAAGUAUAUAUAAUGCAUAGAUUUGCGCUUUCUGUUAGAGAUACCAUCAUCGGUUUUGAAUGAAUAGACAGGAUUUAUAGACAGGGAUCGGAUAGGGAAGCGUUCCGUACGUGUGGGAGCGUUCACGGAUUUGGGGCUCCACCCGAGCUAAAACAUAGAACCCACCAUAGAAUACGAUAGAUUCAACCAAUCGAAACACGACGAUUGAUUAAGUUGGUACCAACAAUGUGGAC
Xylona heveae TC161 is the source of this 1176-nucleotide messenger RNA. RefSeq lists its product as hypothetical. Gene Ontology annotation, cellular component: cytoplasm; membrane. The transcript has 3 exons. The coding region runs from base 403 to 963 and encodes 186 amino acids. The record is from RefSeq and is a predicted model, not a curated record. Lineage: Eukaryota; Fungi; Ascomycota; Xylonomycetes; Xylonales; Xylonaceae.